This is a messenger RNA of Pipistrellus kuhlii (Kuhl's pipistrelle), 1931 nucleotides long. RefSeq names its product myogenic differentiation 1 (gene MYOD1). Gene Ontology annotation, molecular function: RNA polymerase II cis-regulatory region sequence-specific DNA binding; protein dimerization activity; DNA-binding transcription factor activity, RNA polymerase II-specific. The record is from RefSeq and is a predicted model, not a curated record. Bases 255 to 1241 code for a protein of 328 amino acids. The transcript has 3 exons. NCBI's taxonomy places the organism in Eukaryota, Metazoa, Chordata, Mammalia, Chiroptera, Vespertilionidae. Gene Ontology annotation, biological process: positive regulation of myoblast differentiation; regulation of transcription by RNA polymerase II; muscle organ development.
CCGGGCGCCUGGCUUGAAGUUAGGGGUGGAGGAGCCCCAGGGCACUGCCUCCACUUUCCGGGGUACCCGUCUGGCCGGACCGGACUGGGCAGGGUGAGGUGGGGUGGUGGUCGGGUAUACAUCCAGACCCCCAGUACUUGGCUAUCACACGGCGGCGGCCGGGGCUCCAGAGUGGCAAAACGUUUAGGGCAACCCUUGCCGCUGCGGUUGGGCAGAGCCAGGACUGCGCCGCCGCCGCCGCCCCGGGCCGAGCUAUGGAGCUGCUGUCGCCACCGCUGCGCGACGUGGACCUGACGGGUCCCGACGGCUCUCUCUGCAACUUUGCCACGGGGGCGGACGACUUCUACGACGACCCGUGUUUCGACUCCCCGGACCUGCGCUUCUUUGAGGACCUGGACCCGCGCCUCGUCCACGUGGGCGCGUUUCUGAAACCCGAGGACUCGCACUUCCCAGCGGCGGCGCACCCGGCGCCCGGCGCCCGCGAGGACGAGCAUGUGCGCGCGCCCAGCGGGCACCACCAGGCUGGCCGCUGCCUGCUCUGGGCGUGCAAGGCGUGCAAGCGCAAGACCACCAACGCCGACCGCCGCAAGGCUGCCACCAUGCGCGAGCGCCGCCGCCUGAGCAAGGUCAACGAGGCCUUCGAGACGCUCAAGCGCUGCACGUCCAGCAACCCCAACCAGCGGCUGCCCAAGGUGGAGAUCCUGCGCAACGCCAUCCGCUAUAUCGAGGGCCUGCAGGCGCUGCUGCGCGACCAGGACGCUGCGCCCCCCGGCGCCGCCGCCGCCUUCUACGCGCCCGGCCCCCUGCCUUCGGGCCCCGGCGGUGGUGAGCACUACAGCGGCGACUCGGACGCGUCCAGCCCGCGCUCCAAUUGCUCCGACGGCAUGAUGGAUUUCAGCGGCCCCACGAGCGGUGCCCGGCGGCGGACCUGCUACGAGGGCUCCUACUUCAGCCAGGCGCCCAGCGAGCCCAGACCCGGGAAGAGCGCUGCCGUGUCGAGCCUCGACUGCCUGUCCAGCAUCGUGGAGCGCAUCUCCACCGAGAGCCCCGCCGCGCCCGCGCCCGCGCUGCUGCUGGCCGACCCGCCGCUGCUGGCCAACCCGCCGCCGGAGGCGUCCCCGGGCCCGCAUGAGGCGGCCGCCACGAACGAGGACGAUCCCGGCGCCCCAACCCCUACCCCUGAUGUUGCCCCGCAGUGCCCCGGGGGCGCGAACCCCAACCCGAUCUACCAGGCGCUUUGAGGGUGUCGACGGACGGCCCCGUGUGGAAGGACGAGGCUGGCCACCGCCAGAGGGAUGGCGCCCUGAGGUUUCCCGCGCCCCCAAAAGAUUGAACCACUGUCGCCAAAGGCGCUUUAAAAGCAGCCCCUCCCGAGGGAGGGGAGGCGGGAGAACUGAUGCGUUUCCGCCUUUCCGUACCCCAGAGCACGGACACAGUCCUUUUCCCCCCACGCAGCAUCCUUCCCCAAGACCCACUGUGGUGACCGGUCUGAGUUCCUCCGUGGGCAGAGCUGAUCCGGGAGGAGCCAAGCCCUUCCUCCUCCUCACCCCUUUUCCAUGUGGGUGGGACGCGCGUAGACCUACAGCCCAGACCCACCGGUCCCCAAUGCGGUCGGUGAGUCUUGGUCUCUCCUUUCCUGAGCCCUUGGAGACACCAGCUCUUUCCCACCCCCUGCGCGCCCAGCUCCUGUCCCAAGUGUAACAAGUGUAAUGGUAACCUCUCCCACCCCCUAUUCAGGACCACUUUUUGUAAUACUUUUGUAAUCUAUUCCUGUAAAUAAGAGAUGCUUUGCCGGAGCAGGAGCCCCCAAGGCUGUAUUUAUGGGAGGCAUGGUGUGCGGUGCGAAAGGAACUUUGUAAUGUUUAUAUCAAAGGAGGGUGAGCUGCUGGCCUUGCCCAGGUGUUGGAAAUAAAAAUGCUAAUUUAUACCAA